ACAAACGGAAGAGAAGCGAGCGGGAACCGACGUUUACUUCACUUAAUCCUCCAAAUAAAGACUGUAUCAAAGGAGAAAUUCAACAUGUCACCGCAGGAAAGUUUUACAUCAAAGGGAAACUUGAGGAAAAUCCUAAUGUGGGCUAUCAGUCUGAUUCUGCUGUUUCAGUCCAGGCUGACGGAGGCCAGGAGAGGACCGGAGGCCAGGAGAGGACCGGAGGUCAGCGGCUCGGCGGCUCCGAGGAGAGCUGGCUGAGGCUGCAGCCCGUGGUGGAGUGUGGACACGACGCCAUGACCCUCACCGUCAGGAGGAGACGAGCUGUGCAGCUGCAGCUGGACCGAGUGAAUGAGUCCCCCGUGCUCCUGUCCCAGCUGCCACCUCAGUGUGGCUACUCUGUUCAGACCACGUGGAGAGACCUCCGUCUGAUGGCUCAGUACGAUGCCUGUCAUAUCAUACAGGAGGAUGGCAGCUUUGUGUUGCCUCUGCUGUGGAGAGGGACUCCAGUGAGGAUGUCCUGCCCAGCCUCUGAGCUCCAGCCUCGGCCUCCCUCCGUCUGCUGCUCCCCGUACGGCAUGACUGUCAGAGUGCAGGGACUCCAAACCACAGAGGAGCUGAGGGUGAAUGUCAGAGGAGAGUGGACCCCUCUGGUGGAGUUGGCCGAGCAGUGUGGCUACACUUUGGACAGACGCGAUGCAGAGAUCGUCAUCACCGCUCCAUUCGUGACGUGUGGCAUCACAGUAAAGGAUGGAAAGCACACGCUGCCUCUUCAGAUAGGAGAGAGGACGUUCACACUGUCCUGUCCCGUGUCUCCUCCCGAAGAGCUCCCACUGACCCAUCAGCCUCCGAUCCCUCAUCACGAAACCAGAGGACCAGCCGAGCACAUGCCAGAACCCCUGGAGCCUUUUCCCUGGGCUCCACCUUUCUACCUGGCCCCGCCUUACUACCCCCACCCGACAAAUCGCCACAAGUAUCCAAAUCUGGAUGGAAACGAUGCAUUUAACCCCCCGACUCCCUCAUCUUCCACUCCUGAGCCUACGUUUGGUCCUCUGCCUCUUCCUACCUACGAGGCUCCUUUAAGGGAGUCUUACAAACAUUUCGGCGUCCACACUUCUUUGUCAUCUACAGACGAUAAUGAGGACUCGAGUCGGGUGCAUCCAGAUCUGCAACAAAGCAAGAAACUCCGGUCGCAGGUGUCUCUGAGCGGCACGGUGCUGCACAUUCCUCCUCACACAACACAAGCUUUCCCAUUCAAGUGGAAGCUCCUCUCCAGCCCCCCGGCCACGCCUUCAAUCCGUACUAUCACUACUACCAUCACCCUAAAAUCCCUCUUCAUGGAGCACCUCAAGAUCCAGAGCCUCCUCGAGGACUGUCUCUAACUAAUCCUAAUAAAUAUCCAGUUUUACCUCCCGAUGCGCAGCAGCAGUCUGAGGCUCUCCGCAGACUUAACUCACAGCGGCUCCUUCAGCCCGAGCCUGAGGCUUCCUCUCAUCCUCAC
Molecule: messenger RNA, 1495 nt
Organism: Plectropomus leopardus (leopard coralgrouper)
Lineage: Eukaryota; Metazoa; Chordata; Actinopteri; Perciformes; Serranidae
Source: RefSeq, a predicted model, not a curated record